AGAGCGUCCACAUAUCGGAAUUUGCCUGUCCUUGUCGGCUUCACGUCCAUCGAGGGUACUCAGUGCGAUAUUAUGCCUCGAGAUGGCGAUGCGGCCGUGAAAUCUACGACUCCUUUCACGUUGUUCACCGUCUUCCGAGAACACGAACGCAAACUGGAUCAGACGACACUCCCCAAUGGCUCAAUCCGCAGUGUCAAAACUCAAUCUAAGCGUCUUCAGAAUACCAGCCCUUCCGCGGUCGUCGUCAAGCCCAAGGCCCGCGAGUAUCUUCCGUUCGUCACGUGCGCGGUAGCGUCUUUUGUGGUCCCACCAUCGCUCCGGAGUUCCUGUGCGCGGCGAGCAACACCAAUCCUCGUCAUCUCGGGCCUCUCCAUUCCUUUCCUUGCCCACGCCUGCCAGCUGGUCGCCGGGGCGGUGUCGUAUCCUGAGACUUCUUACAAAUUUUGUGGUAUGAAGGUGGAACGUUCUCGUACUCGGAGGCUCCAAAAACACCGGGUAUCUUGCAGCCGUCCGUUUGCUAGAUGCCGGAGCAACAGUCCGGCCGUCUUUGACGCUGAUCCUGUAUUGCGCAGAAACAUCGGGCCAGGGAAGGCGCGCCUCGUGAAAGGCGAUAGAUCGAAGCAAGACGACGUCGCGCACGCAUGGGCAGAAGCAGCGAAGGACAAGCCAGUCGACACCCUGCUAUUCACCAUUGGAAGAACGCCCCGAUUCUCACUAACGGAAGGCUUCCCCAUCGAGCCGCACAGUCUCGUCACGCGAUGUCUCCUCAACACACUUUGCACGAUACCUAAACACUCGCCGCACCCACGCAUCGCCGUCGUGUCCUCUAUAGCGUGUCUUCAAGCCGUUCUGAGCGCACGCGCUCGCGAUGCCGCAUUGCGACAAGCUGGACGUAGAGCGCGUGCUUGCGCCCUUCGCAGGCUUCCCGUGGGACGAGGAGGAACCCGAGCCGGCGGAGGACAUCGUGGGCGCGAACUGGCGCGAGUGCAAGGGCCUUCCCGCCUCGGGCGAGCUGCAGAGCCGGCUCUGUUGACUCAUGGAGAGUGCGAGGCGGACAAGGGGAUAGCUGAGCCGUACACGGCGUCAGAACAAGAGCCGGGAGACACGGUGUCGCGAAAGGACGUCGGGAACUUCAUCGCGCAAGCGAUCAUGACGAUCGGGAGAAGUAUCAGGGGAAGAUCAUCAAUGUAGGCUACUGAGCGCUGUGUGAAUAUCUAUGUAGCAUACUGUAGUAUCUUGUACAACAGAGGAUGUAGUAAUAAUGUAUACGUAUCGCCUUGAACCCGCUAGCCUCCCAGUGCCUAUACCAUAGUCCACUCUUCGCACCAGAGACGGCGUAAUUCGACGGAAUCGUCGUGGUCAAUGUCGACUGCGGGCUUCCCCUCCAAUCGACAAGACUGCAACCUUUCCUUGAUGUUG
Schizophyllum commune H4-8 is the source of this 1419-nucleotide messenger RNA. RefSeq lists its product as uncharacterized. The transcript is spliced from 4 exons. The record is from RefSeq and is a predicted model, not a curated record. The coding region runs from base 73 to 1191 and encodes 372 amino acids. Lineage: Eukaryota; Fungi; Basidiomycota; Agaricomycetes; Agaricales; Schizophyllaceae.